GCUAAGUAAGGUAGACAAAAAAAUGGCAGGUACCAAACGGGUCUGUAUCGUCGGUGGAGGGUCCAGCGGACUGACCUCCAUCAAAGCGUGUCUAGAAGAGGGGUUGGAACCAGUUUGCUUUGAGAAAACUGACCAGCUUGGUGGACUUUGGCGAUAUCGAGAUGACGAUUCAGACGGCUUAGCCUCUGUGAUGAGGUCUACAAUUAUCAACAGCAGUAAAGAAAUGAGCGCCUACAGCGACUUCCCGCCCCCGAAAGAAUUUCCCAAUUACAUGCAUAACAGUUACAUGAUCAGGUACAUUGAAAUGUACGCUGAAAAGUUUGACCUGGGUCAACACAUCCGUUAUAGACAUGAAAUUCUGAAAGUUGUUGAAAAUCACGACUUCGAUGAAACUGGGCGCUGGAAAGUAACAAUCCGGGACAUCGAUAAAAACAUAAGUUUUGAUGAUGUUUAUGAUGGGGUGAUGGUGUAUUUAAGUACCAGACGUGGUUGCUGGAUCAUUCACCGAGUGGGACCAAAUGGCAUGCCUUUUGAUGCUACAUUCCUUAAACGAUCGUGGAAUACGAUUUGGCGCAGUAUUCCUUAUAGCCUGUUGUGUUAUUUAUCAGAAAACUACAUUAAUAACCGGUUCAACCAUGAGAUUUAUCAAAUCAAACCGAAACACCGUAUCUUUGGACAACAUCCUAUGGUCAACGAUGCUUUACCCAACAGAAUUUUGAGUGGAACGGUGGAACUGAAAGGAAAUAUUAAAGCAUUCACAGAGAAAGGAGUUAUUUUUGAAGAGGAAGAAGAAGAACGUGAAGCUGAUGUCAUCAUCCUUGCUACUGGCUAUAAAAUCCAGUUUCCUUUUAUCGACGAAAAAAUUCUUUCUAUUGAGAACAACAAUGUGGACUUGUACAAGUAUGUGAUCCCCCCCAAACUAAAACAUCCAUCCCUAGCUUUCAUUGCGCUAGCGCAGCCAGUUGGGGCUUUGUUUCCUAUAGGUGAAAUCCAGGCUCGCUGGUUCGCCUUGUUGAUGUCAAAGAAGGCGAAGCUCCCACCUUUUGGAGAUAUGAUGGCCGACAUCAAGAAGAAGCGUGCAGACAUGGCCAAGAGGUACUUUGAAAGUCCACGAAAUACUAUUCAGAUUGACUGGAUACCCUAUAUGGACGAGGUUUCUUCACUUAUUAAUGCUAAACCUAAACUAUUUAAUAUCCUGCUAACUGACCCUGGUUUCUUCUGGCAUUGUGUCUUCGGGCCUUGUCUUCCCUACCAGUAUCGAUUGAACGGCCCUCAUCCAUGGCCUGACGCCAGAAAGACCAUAAUGACGUACAAAGACCGUGUGCACUAUGCUCUUAAGACUCGUUACUCCAGCAGAACCAAAGAAGUCGUGCAGUCUCCAGGAUUCUUGAAAUUGGUGACGAGUUUUCUCUUCUUGAUUCUUCUGGCUUUCAUACUUUCGGUUCUGUUCUAAUCAAACAAUGAAUAAAACUGAACUAGAGAAAGAAGUUUCUAUACAAGUAGUAGUUUCUAUACAAGAUCCAGACGAUGGAUAAUGUAUAUCAAGGCGAUGAUUUGAGCCAAUCUAAUCAAACAAUGAAUAAAACUGAACUAGAGAAAGAAGUUUCUAUACAAGUAGUAGUUUCUAUACAAGAUCCAGACGAUGGAUAACGUAUAUCAAGGCGAUGAUUUGAGCCAAUCUAAUCAAACAAUGAAUAAAACUGAACUAGAGAAAGAAGUUUCUAUACAAGUAGUAGUUUCUAUACAAGAUCCAGACGAUGGAUAACGUAUAUCAAGGCGAUGAUUUGAGCAAGUUAUAAAAACGU
Messenger RNA from Limulus polyphemus (Atlantic horseshoe crab), 1805 nucleotides. RefSeq names its product dimethylaniline monooxygenase [N-oxide-forming] 5-like. Bases 23 to 1453 code for a protein of 476 amino acids. The transcript is spliced from 2 exons. Gene Ontology annotation, molecular function: NADP binding; flavin adenine dinucleotide binding; N,N-dimethylaniline monooxygenase activity. The record is from RefSeq and is a predicted model, not a curated record. Lineage: Eukaryota; Metazoa; Arthropoda; Merostomata; Xiphosura; Limulidae.